AUGCCCCCCAAACCUCCGAAUCGUCCCCCCACCGACAAACAACCGGGGAAACAUGUCUGUUCCGUAAGAGAAUGCCGACGUGCAUUCUCAACAGCGGGCCACCUUUCUCGCCACACAAAGACACACACCGGCGAGAGAAACCAUGCCUGUCCAUUUCCUGGAUGUACGACAAGAUGUUCACGGGCGGACAACCUGCAACAACACUAUCGCAUUCACCUUUCUCCUGGGUCGCGUGGGCGGAACGGUGGACGGAGGGUAUUCGCAAUUGCUCCCCCGACAAAGAAGCCGCGUUUAUCGACGGUCGAACGCUCUCCACCACCGCCGCCAAUUUCGCCGCUAGCGCUCGACAUGCCCCACAACGACCGCGAUCCUGACUCAUUCCCCACUCGUUGCCCUUCUUAUUCGCCGCCACCGAAUUCGCCGCCUCCUCUUGAAGACUCGCGUUUAUACUACAUGCGUAUUGCUCUACAACACGCACCAGUCAAGCGAGAGGAGUCUCCACCUCCCAUUUUCAUGGCUCCAGACCCGGCCGAUUUGGCUGCUGCUAUUGCGGCUUAUGACUCGGCUUCCGACCCACAAGGUCUAAAGGCGGAGGGCUUGCUGCGUGCUCUAGGGCUGGCUCAAGCGCCUCCCUUGUUGGAAGACGCGCACCCGAACAUACCGAAAAUCGAGUGGCCACCCAAGAUUAUGCCGAAACUUGAAGACUAUGGUAGCUCGACGGAAACCCCAGAGUUAAAUUCGCCCUUGACGACGACGGAGCCCCUCGUGAUUAGGAAGCCCAUAUCGACUCCAACUUCGAAUUCAUCCUCCUGUGGUCGAAUGAUUAGUAAGACGCGCAGUCAAUCCUUCGCUCUAUCCAACGCUGCGUGGCCAUCCGCUGUGGGGAGCUCCCAUUGCCCUAGUCCCAGUCCACCGCCCCCCGCGCCCCCCGGGAUGUUUAGUUCAUUGCCGCUGGGAGUCGCCGCACCGCUAGACCCACUGCCGUCUCCCGUCACAGUUCUCAAUCACCCGACCGUAUCUAGUUCGUUACCUCCGAAAACCAAGGCGAACGAGCCGCCAACAAUUGCACCGGCUUCUCACCCACAGCCGUCUAGUUCUGCCAAAAGCGGCAGUCUAUUCGUGGCAUCCCCCCUCGCACUCGAACUCGCUUAUGCCACCGCACCGACUCCAGCCCCCCAACGCGUAAGCGGCUCCCGAUUACGAGGGGCAUCGAUCCUCCCACCGCUCGAUACGGGUUUUGAUUGGAGAGGCAGGCCUGCCACGCACCCGGACGAUCAAAAUGACACUGACAGCGUUUUGGGGCCAGAAAGCGAGGACGGCGAUACGGAUAUCGAACCAGACCGUAAUGGGAUGAAAGGCAACGUUGCUUCGGAGAUGCCGGGAAUGGAACAGCAGCCUGUGGACAACUCGGAGUUGGAAUAUGUUGAACCUGAAGACGGGGGUCAAUUUCAUUAUUGGCAUGGCGCGUACAUGGUUCCGACGGGGGAUUAUUUGUCCCCGGUGACAACAGAGGCUGAGUAUCAUUAUGUCAUAGCCCAGCAGCUUGAACAGGAAUACCCUGCUGCAGACCCGGACUACGCCGGCCAACCUGCUCCGAGCUAUUCACCUCUUCCACGAAUCAGACGCCAAGCGGCCACUCUCACCGCCGAGCGAGUUCAGACGGCACGAGGGCGCAGCGUCGUGGUCAUCCACUCCCUCUUCUUCUUUAGCGGCGAUGGUGCAACAAUGGCAGCCACAACAAGCCCCACCGAUUCUUCAUGCACCGCGGCCCCUGCGGGGGCGGCCCCGAACCCCGACCAGUUGGAAUCACAGAGCUACGCGGAAGACAAUUUCAUGGCCGCGACGUAUACGCCCCCAUUGACGGCUGCUUCAAGCUCCAGUGGCGAAAGCACGAGCAGUGGGAGCAGUUGUGCUGAAAGCCCGCAAACACCCUAUGCAGAAUAUGGACACUAUGAUCACGACUCGGACUACCACCCGGAAAACUUUGCUGCCUGCGACAAAACAACCUACUACCCGACGUAUGAGUACUAUGAUGCAAACGGCUGCCUAAAAUCGACAUCCAGCGCCGUUUAUCAAACAGAAGACUAUUAUGCCAACGAUUCUCCGGUGUCUCCUUUCCCCUUGUACCAGCGGCCUUUCGCAACAAACGAAAAACCAGCAGCUCACCCAGAACAACCGCCCACUGUGACACCCGGCCAAUACCUGCACUGGUAUGCUGGGACGGCGUCGUAG
Molecule: messenger RNA, 2232 nt
Organism: Mycena indigotica
Lineage: Eukaryota; Fungi; Basidiomycota; Agaricomycetes; Agaricales; Mycenaceae
Product: Nrg1-like zn-finger transcription factor
Exons: 6
Coding region: 1-2232 (743 amino acids)
Biological process (GO): regulation of transcription by RNA polymerase II
Cellular component (GO): transcription regulator complex; PcG protein complex
Molecular function (GO): RNA polymerase II cis-regulatory region sequence-specific DNA binding; DNA-binding transcription factor activity, RNA polymerase II-specific
Source: RefSeq, a predicted model, not a curated record